CCGCCCUCUCUCUCGCCAAAAACGCGAGAUGAGAACGAAGCUACUAUCCACCUAUCACAACGCUUAUCACUAUCGAUGACGUCUGACUGUGUUUUUCGGAGACUCCCAGGAAGUGGGUCAAGGCUAAUCGUUGGCGAGAGAAGGAGCCUGACAGUUCUGUGACAGCGCGACACACGACAGCCAGCCAGAGAUCCCGGGCUCCAGCUACGUGUCAGCGAAGGUCUGGGUCAUGUAUCUCCCAGGCGGCUGUAACGGAGAGGAUUCGGGCUUUACGCCCCGUAUCAUUGGGUCAGAUAGCGACCGGAGUCCACCGAAGCUAGCCUUGAUGUUACACUACGGACCCACUCUGUCUCUUUGUUGAUUGGCUAGCGUUAGCCCCCCGGCUCACGUAUUGUUUAAGCCGCUGGUUUGGUACAGGCAUGUUAUGUUCCCAGUAUCGGUAACACAAGUAACGGUAGUCAAUUAUAGAAGCCAGCUGUUUUUCCCUUGGCUUUGUGACUUUUACUAACGUUGACACUUGGCAGGUCAUGCUCUACAGGGCACCUCACUAGCGAAUGGAUUAAAUCGUAUACCUUUGGAGUAUCGGCAUUAUGAGGUUAAGUACAGUUGAAUGCGUCUACAGGGUGAACACAUGACCCCACCGCCUGGAAGUUAACCUAUAGAAGUAAGCAAGCUUACACCCAUCACACCAUUCGUACCUCAGAGCAUGAUGUCCAUUCUGGAGGGGGUGCAUUCUGCUCGAUUGUAGUGUUGUAGUGUUUGUGUGGACGCUUGGCUAGAAUAGGGUGGGUGUCCGUUGACACUAAACAGCCUGACCAUAAAUGAAGCAAGUAGGUCAUUGCUGGACGGCAGCGGGUCGAGGCUACCCUCUGGUCCCCGGAACGAUGCUCAAGACUCUGCUUCUCACACUUCUUUGUGGAUGGGCGAGUUGUCACGAGAGCCAACACAUGACACCAGAGGAGAAGUCUGUUAUCAGGGAUCAGGUUGUUGAGAUGUUUGACCAUGCUUACGGAAGCUACAUGAAAUACGCCUACCCAGCUGAUGAGCUGAUGCCCUUGAGUUGUCGUGGAAGAGUCCGUGGUCUGGAACCCAACCGAGGAGACAUAGACGACUCCCUGGGGAAGUUCUCUCUGACGCUGAUCGACUCCCUCGAUACCUUGGUGGUAUUGAACAAGCUUGAUGAAUUCGAAGAGGGGGUGAGAAAGACUUUGAAGGACGUGCGGCUGGACAAUGAUGUUGUGGUCUCUGUGUUUGAGACCAACAUCAGAGUGCUGGGGGGGCUCCUGGGGGCCCACGUGAUGGCCGACAUGCUGCGGCAGCGGGGCGACAGGAUGCAGUGGUACCAGGACGAGCUGCUCCACAUGGCAAAGGAGCUGGGCCACAGGCUGCUGCCUGCCUUCAACACCACCAGUGGCCUUCCCUACCCCCGGGUGAACCUGAAGCACGGCGUGGUCAGCCCUCUGUCCCGCACCGGGACCGAGUCGGACACCUGCACCGCCUGCGCCGGCACCAUGAUCCUGGAGUUCGCCGCCCUCAGCAGGCUCUCCGGGGAAACGGUGUUUGAGGAACACGCGAGGAAGGCUCUGGACGUCCUUUGGGAGAAGAGGCAGAGGGGCAGUGACCUGGUCGGGACCGUCAUCAACAUACACAGCGGAGACUGGGUCCGCAGAGACAGUGGAGUUGGUGCUGGUAUCGACUCCUACUACGAGUACCUGAUGAAGGCCUACAUCCUGCUGGGAGACAGUGUGUUCCUGGAAAGGUUCAAUAUUCAUUACAGCGCCAUCAUGAAGUACAUCAGCCAGCCCCCCCUGCUGCUCAACGUGCACAUGCACAACCCCACCGUGAGCGUGCGCAGCUGGAUGGACUCCCUCCUGGCCUUCUUCCCCGGCCUGCAGGUUCUACGAGGAGAUCUGAAGCCCGCCAUCGAAACACAUGAGAUGCUCUACCAGGUCACCAAACAGCACAAGUUCCUACCAGAGGCUUUUACCACAGAGUUCAGAGUUCACUGGGGCCAACAUCCACUGAGGCCAGAGUUUGCAGAGAGCACCUACUACCUCUAUAAGGCCACAGGGGACCCCUACUACCUCAGAGUGGGCCAGUCCAUCGUGGAGAAGCUCAACGCCUAUGCCAGGGUGCCUUGCGGCUUCGCUGCCGUGCAGGACGUCCGCACCGGGACCCACGAAGACCGCAUGGACUCCUUCUUCCUGGCCGAGAUGUUCAAGUACCUGUACCUGCUGUUCUCGGAGAAGAGCCAGCUGCCCUUCGACAUCGACGACUACAUCUUCACCACCGAGGCCCACCUGCUGCCCGUCUCGCUGUCCACCACCCUGGCGCCCUGCCGGCCCAACGCCACCGACGCGCCCCCGGUGGUCCACGAGGAGGACCCCUUCACCUACUCCUGCCCCAGCGUCCAGACCCUCUUCCCCAACAACCCGUCCUUCGCCAAGACCAUCCGCGACGGCUACAAGUACCUCACCGGGGUCGGGCGCCCCUUCAACUCCAUACCCGUCAGGGAGAUCGAGCUGCCCCUCCACGAUGACGGCAUGGAGCCGGUUGAGUUCCUGAAGAGCAUGGGCAUCUCCCUGACCCCCAUGAACGAGGCCGCCCUCGGGGAGGCCCGGGGCCUGAAGGAGCACAAAGGGGUGUACCGGGUGAAGCUGGUGGCCCAGCUGAGCCAGGCUGUGGUGGAGGAGGAGGUGGUGCCCCACAUCGUGCAGCUCAUCUCCCCUCCCUUCCUCGGGAGGACGGUCCUGACCGCCGGGCCCGCCAAGUUUGGGAUGGACCUCACCAAGCAAGAGCACGGCGUGAAGGGCAGCAUCAUGAAGGCGUCGCCCUACACGGCGUGUGGGCCAAUAGAAAACGCCGACCAACUGAGGGGCCACAUAGCACUGGCACUACGCGGGGACUGCAUGUUCGCCGGGAAGGCCCGCAGGCUACAGGAGGCUGGGGCCACGGGGGUCAUCUUCAUCGACCACCGGGACGGCAGCAACAUCGAGGACUCCCCUCUGUUCCAGAUGGUGGGCGACGGGGACUCCACGGCCGACCUCACCCUGCCCCUGGUGUUCCUGUUCAGCCGCGAGGGGGCGCUGCUCACCACCGCCCUGGAGGAGCACCACAACGUGGACGUGCUGCUGCUGCCCAAGGAGCGGCAGCUGGGGCACGAUAAGCCUGAGAAGCCCCUGGGGGUGAACAUCAAGUUCCGGCUGGCGGGGGAAGGGGAGGCGGCGGAGGGCCCAACCCUGGAGUUCGUCCUGGAGAAGGGAGAGAUGCUGCUGGAAGAGGAGGAGGAGGAGGAGGACCAGGGGGAGGAAGAGCAGCCUCUGGAGGAGGAGGGGCAGCUGGUAGGAGACGCAGAGUCGCAAAGAAACUGUGAAAAGGCGUCGGGCGCCGACGAUGAAGACACGGCGUUGUGCGACUCGCUGGCGUGUUCUGAACAGCCUUGACCCCCCCCCUAGCUGGAUAUUCUGGGAUGUCUUCUCCUCCUCGGACUGGCCGGGCCUGGGCCCCCUAACCCGACACCGGCCCCUCCCAGGUAUCAGGACGGCACGGCCCUCCCUGCCAUAGACGUAGCCAUGCAAUGGGGCGGGGGCAGGGGUCAGGGGGGGGGGGGGGGGAGUCAAACUAAAAACAAGUUGGUCUGCUAGUUAGUUGUCCGGUUGUACCCAGGCCCCUUAAUUGCCUGUGAGUGGUGGAUGCUUGACGGGGCGUAACUAGUUAAUUCAAUGUUAUAUGCAUACAGCUGGUGGAAGAAAUGGACGCGCUAGACCGUAAAGCCCUAAGAUAGGCCAUCAAACUUUCUAUAUGGUCCUGAUGAUGAGGAUGAGGAUGACGAUGAUAAGUACCUUACUCUAGAGAACAUAAUCACCACAAGUUGUAUUUAGUUGUUUUUUUAUGCAAUGCAAGUGUAUGGUUUAGUUUGCACCUUUUGUGACUGUUGGAACUUUAAUUAUGGUAGUCAGGAAGGAGCUGGCUGGGCCCCCCCCAUCCAGCGGUCGGCCAUGAUUGUGUGGAACAAUCUUCUCUUCAGGAGCAUUACUGUUUCAUUUCUAGAGACGGCAUAUGUGGUCCGUUGUUAGAAUCGGUCCAAACCUGCUCAUUAAUAUGUCAAUUAUGAAGGGUAAAAUGGGGCCAAUUUGGAAACACUUGUAUUAGUUUAUUUUAUACCGUCUGACAAACUUCAGGGAAUUUCGUGUGUGUGUGUGUGUGUGUGUGUGUGUGUGUGUGUGUGUGUGUGUGUGUGUGUGUGUGUGUGUGUGUGUGUGUGUGUGUGUGUGUGUGUGUGUGUGUGUGUGUGUGUGUGUGUGUGUGUGUGUGUGUGUGUGUUUUUGUGUGUGUGUGUUUUUGUGAAUGAUUACUGUAACCGCUAACCAUGAUCAUGUCCAAUGUUAAAAAUGGGUUAUAGUUAAUGUCUCAGACUCAUGGUUCUUCACCUUCACCGUCCGGACAUUGUUUCACCCAUGUUGAAAUACAAACACAUUCACAAAAACCUCCAAAUGGAAAUCCUUACAAAGGGCAUUAUUACGAAAACAUCCAUGGUUCGGUCAUUUCUAUUUUCCCUAAAUGCAAGAAACAAGGAUUAUAUUGUUCAUUUGACUGUCCUUUUCCUUUUCUCACUUCAUCCCCAACACAGUUCACUGCAUGUUCUUUGUGUGAGAUGCAUUUGACUGGGUUAGGUGUUGUGUGACCAUUAUGCAGACAGUGUUUGGUGCCACAAUGUGGCUUCUCUUCAGUGGACCUUUUCAAAGUGCUGCUGCUCAUUUCAAGUCUUAGCAUACUCUCAAUUUAGGAGUCUUGUUCUAUUGUGUACGCUUGCAUUGCCAACUUGUAUACCUCAAGACUGAGUCAGUGGUCCAGCACCAUUACUGUUAACAAGAUACAAUUUUUUUUUUUGCUUUUUCUUUUUUGUUUUAUUUUGUGUUGGUGAAGUGGAAAAGUGCCAAAUGAAUGCAUGUUCUAUUUCAUUCUCAUAUCAUUCUCCUAAAAUCUGACUUAUUUAUUUUCUGAUGUACCACUGAUUAAGCCUUGUCAAUAAAUUUCAAAUAACAAUCUAAAAAUAA
Messenger RNA from Gadus macrocephalus (Pacific cod), 5057 nucleotides. Its product is annotated as ER degradation-enhancing alpha-mannosidase-like protein 3. Bases 822 to 3443 code for a protein of 873 amino acids. Lineage: Eukaryota; Metazoa; Chordata; Actinopteri; Gadiformes; Gadidae. Gene Ontology annotation, molecular function: calcium ion binding; mannosyl-oligosaccharide 1,2-alpha-mannosidase activity. Gene Ontology annotation, cellular component: endoplasmic reticulum; membrane. Gene Ontology annotation, biological process: endoplasmic reticulum mannose trimming; carbohydrate metabolic process; mannose trimming involved in glycoprotein ERAD pathway. The transcript has 20 exons. The record is from RefSeq and is a predicted model, not a curated record.